Molecule: messenger RNA, 2810 nt
Organism: Carassius auratus (goldfish)
Lineage: Eukaryota; Metazoa; Chordata; Actinopteri; Cypriniformes; Cyprinidae
Product: putative methyltransferase NSUN7
Exons: 12
Coding region: 124-2622 (832 amino acids)
Molecular function (GO): methyltransferase activity
Source: RefSeq, a predicted model, not a curated record
UGUUGUAGUGACAGAAGAUCUCCGAGCUAGAGAGAGACGAGAGACAGAGCGAGCUCCUAAUUCUCACAUUCUCUUCUUAUAUUCAUACCUGUUGCGAGCUGACUGCACUUACAUUAGGAGAGAAUGGUUAAACAGACUCUCAGCUCCACACUGGACUCAGAUCUACCAGACGUCACAUCACUGAACUUGCUGGACCAAGAAUCAGCUCCUAAGAAUAAAGCACACAGUCCAGUCUCUCCUAAGAGCCCAAUGAAAAAAGUAUGUAUCCAGUCCCUUAAAAAGAGGGUCACUGCAGUGCCCACAGAAAGGAAUAAUCUGAAGAGAGAGGGGAUGCCUGUGGGAUUCCCAGACUCUGUGUACAUUCAUGCUGCAGCUAUUUUCCAGAAAUCUCAUGUGGAGAAAGAUCUGGCGCACCGACUCAUUCGCUAUAGGCGCACCAGUCCUAAAGGCGAUGGUGGUGGUGAUGAUGAUGGGGAUGAUGAUGAAGAUCCUGGGAUUGUUAAUGACGGUGAUGUCGACACCAAGAAGAAUGAGUAUUGGGCAUAUGAGCUGGCGUUCAACACUCUGAAAUACCAAGAUCUACUGGAGGAGAUCCUGACUGACAGCUACUUUUACCGUUCUCAGCAAAUGCCAGAUGAUCUUAUGGCUCUUGUGGUGGUCGUACUCUGUGACCUCCUGGACAGGAAGUUCCAGCCCAGAGAGCCAAUGCAAAGAGCAGAGGAGGGACUAAUAAAGGAAGUGAGACAGGUGGAGGACAGCCUUUGUAGGUUCAAGACCAAACUGGAAGCCUCACUGGCUCAUUACAGAAUAAAACAGAAUUUGCUGACAAUUGACAGUUUCCUGCCACCAGUUGUGAGGGUUAAACAACAAAGGUCACAAACAUUACCACUCUAUGCCUGGGUCAACACCCUCAAAGCCAGCAUUGAAAAUGUGUGUGAGACUCUGGAGACAUCCGGCUUUACUCAGGUCGACUCACACACACCCCUGGUAGGAAAUGUGUUCUGUAAGGACAAACAUUGUUCCAAUGUCAUGCUGUUUCCCAGACGGCUCUCAAAACAACUGGAGAAAACCAACCUAGUGUCAGAACACACACUCAUAAUACAGGAUAGAUCUCGCAGUCUGGCCGCCUGUGCGAUUCGCUCGCUGUUGGUGGAGCGUGGAGACGUUCUGAUGGUGGGAUCUUUCUCUGCUCUGACAGUGGCUCAUGUAGCUGUCCAGGCUGCUGCCUGUUCUGGCUGUGUACAUGUAUGUGGGGUCCUUAAUUUAUCCACCUUCAACAAUGAAUUACAAUCCAUCCUCACCCCUACUGCCUGCAAAAAUGUGAAACUGAUGUCUGAGUACUUCAGUGAACUUAAUGAAUGGGAUUUGCGUAUUCAGAAGGUUCGGGUGAUUGUGUUGCUCCCAAAGUGUUCUGCGUCAGCUCUUUGUAACCCUGUUGAGUUUAUCCUCAAUGAGAGUGGAGACAGAGGGCUGCUGCAUGGCUUAUCUAAAGGAAUCGUCUCCGAGAGUAAACUGGAGGCACUGGUUGCCAAGCAGAAACAAGACCUCAACCAUGCACUCACCUUUCCUAAGGUGAAGGCUGUGGUGUACUGCACAUGCUCAGUAUAUCCAGAGGAGAAUGAAAGACUUGUGAAGAGAGCGCUUCAGAACGCAGACAGCAAAGCAAAAGCUGUGCCCUUCAGGCUGGUCAGUGCAGGAUGGGAUGAUGAGGAAGAGAAGUUUUUCAGAACUCAAGCAUCUGACGUCACGAAUGGCUGUUUCCUCUGUGUGAUGAAAAGAGAGCAAGACCCGGCGGAGGUAGAAACUGUGCAGGAUAUUUUAGCACGAGCUGCUGCUAAAGGUUUGUUGGGCGAACUGCUCCCUCCUGACCCCAUGAACGGAGAGAAACCGAAAAAGAGAAAAAAACUAAAAGGAUCUAAACCAAUUCUUCCGCCUUCCUCCCUAAUUGAGCCUCCUGCAUCGGUGAUGAUCAGUCAGACAGCAGACGAUUCAAAUCACACUUCCAUAGUCCUGAAUGACAGUUCCACAAUCCUAGAUCAUGCUUCAAGUCAAAAAGCAGCAGUUAUGGAUGCCACAUCUAGCACUACAAAUCACUCCAGUGUUCUAGACCACUCAUCCAACAAUAGAAAUCAGCCUUCUGUUGUGCAGAAGAAGCGACCAAAAGGUCAUAAGCCUAGAGCUAAAAUUACUAAGCAGUCUAAGAGAAAAAAGUCUAAGUCCCGCACUCGUAAAGAACGUCAGAGCAGGUCUCGUCCUCUACGCAAGAAGCUCCUGCACCUUCGGCCAUCUCAACACACAACCAUUACCUCCAUUAAACCAACUCCACCUCAGAGCAAACCCCCUGCCACCAGAACCCCAGUGUCACCACACAGAUUCAGACAUUUGUCUCAACGAGAGUCUGUUAAACCAAAAAAGGAAAUGAUCAAAUCAGAAGCCUUCAAGCUAGACAGGGAGGAAAACCGGUCAAGAGAGUUUAGUCUUCCUCCUGUGUAUCCGCUCAGUCCUUCACAUCCCUCUUCAUCCCCCUAUCGAUUGUACUCCUCCGUGUCUUCUAAUUUCUCCAGCAGUCUUUCCUCUUCUAGCAGCAUUGCCAAAGGCAGAGACUCCAUCCUUUGGCAUUGAGCUACAACCUGUUGUUCAGAAAUACACUUCCUGUGUGCUUCUGUGCAAAAGAAGAAUUGUAGUACACAAGUUUAUCGCCACUGAAAGCAAGGUACUGAUCUCAUAACUAUUUAAUCAACUAUGGUUUAUAAAAGGGAUAGCUCACCCCAAAAUACUGUCAUUAAUUACUCAGCCACAUGUAAUUUCAA